UUCACCGGCCGGCCGUAGGAAUCAGAGGGAGAAUACGAUCAAGAUGGACAAGGAAGGGCACUCGCUACCGUCGGCGUCGUGCGCCGACGGCCGGAAGAGGAGAGUCUGCUACUACUACGACCCGGGCAUCGCCAACGUCGACUAUGGCGCCGACCACCACAUGGUGCCCCGCCGCGUCGCCAUGGCGCACGCCCUCGUCGAAAAAUACGGCCUGCUCGCCGACAUGGAGCGCCUCCGUGUCAGGCCAGCCACCAAGGCCGAACUGCGGGCCUUCCACGACGACGCCUACGUCCGCCUCCUCCACGACAUCACCCAGGACGCCGACCAUCGCCAAGGCGACGCCGAGAUCCUGGAGACCGCCAGGGCGUGCGGCAUCGGCGUGCCGGACCCCGGCGAGACCGCCGCAUACGAUAACCCCGUCAUCGACGGCCUCUGGGACUACUGCGUCCGCUACGCCGGCGGGUCGCUCGCGGCCGCCCGCGCGCUCGCCUCCGGCACCUCCGACAUCGCCAUCAACUGGUCCGGCGGGAUGCACCACGCGUGCCAGGGCAGGGCCAGCGGCUUCUGCUACGUCAACGACAUCGUGCUCGCCAUCCAGGAGCUCCUGAAGCACUUCGAGCGCGUGCUCUACGUGGACAUCGACGUGCACCACGGCGACGGCGUGGAGGAGCACUUCAAGAGGGAGAGCCGGGUGAUGACGGUCUCGUUCCACCGCUACGGCGAGGACCGGCCCGGGGGCGAGAAAUUCUUCCCGGGCACCGGCACGGCCGAGGACGUCGGCGAGGGCGACGGCAAGUACUACACUCUGAACGUGCCCAUGGAUGCACACAUGGACGACGAGAGUUACCAGCACCUUUUCCGGCCGAUCAUGCACAAGGUCAUGGAGAAAUUUGUCCCGGACGCCGUGGUGCUGCAGUGCGGCGCGGACUCGCUCUACGGAGACAGGCUGGGCAACUUUAGACUAUCCGUGAAAGGCCACGCCGGCUGCGUCAGCUACCUCCGUAGCUUCAACGUGCCGCUCCUCCUCCUCGGCGGCGGCGGGUACACUAUCAACCAUGUCGCCUCCUGCUGGUGCUACGAGACGGCGGUCGCCGUGGGCAAGGAGGAGGGGAUCUCCGACGAGAUACCCUUCCACGGGUACGAGCAUUACUACAGGGACCAGGGCUAUAAGCUGCAUUUCACGGUGCCGAAGACGAACGGCAACAAGAUCGACGUUGCUGCAAUGGAAAAGAUAAAGCAGGAUGCCCUUAUGAACCUGGCCAUGCUCAAGCCACCGCCGACGACCCAAAGGCACCGCCGGCCAAGCAAAAGACAUGGCAUCGACGUCAACGCCCUAUUUGACCAUCACAGCAAGAAUUCAAAGGAAAAAGAUAAAAAGUCUAAGAAGUACCGCAGGGAAGAGGACGACCCCAUGGAGAGGCUGCACCGGCUCUGCUGCGAGGCCGACCGCUAUAGUUUCUUCACUGAGCUGGGGAAGAGAAAGGCAUGUGAGGUGGCAAAUACUACUUUCUCUAAUCCAAAAUAAGUGUCUAGUUUUGAACAUAGCUGCCAUUGGUGAAGGGAAA
Hordeum vulgare subsp. vulgare (domesticated barley) is the source of this 1565-nucleotide messenger RNA. RefSeq names its product histone deacetylase 2-like. Gene Ontology annotation, molecular function: histone deacetylase activity. Lineage: Eukaryota; Viridiplantae; Streptophyta; Magnoliopsida; Poales; Poaceae. The transcript has a single exon. Bases 44 to 1525 code for a protein of 493 amino acids. The record is from RefSeq and is a predicted model, not a curated record.